AUGGAGUUCAUCCCGCAUUUAGAUAUUUAUAAUAUCAGCGAGAUACUCGCCCAUCGGGCCGGAAUCGAAGCUAGAGCCGAGGACAUGUACGCUGAACUCCAAACCAUGAAACAAGUGGUGGAGGAUCGAAUAUCCCGAGCGAACGCAUUGGCCGUCACAGCCUCCAGCGCCGCAGACCGCUACAAGGCAGUGAAGCUGAUGUACUUGAUUAUGGAAACCCGGGGCUUCGAGAUGGAGCAGUGGUAUUCCAGCCUGACAGCUGAGGAACGAGGCGAUGAGGACACGAUAAUCGACUAUGUGAGACGAUACUAUGGGUGGGAACCGGUCCUGGACUUGUUCGGGCGGAUCCAGUUAAUGCGAGACACACACCACGAGUUUAUCGAGGGCCUGAGACAAGGGGAGGUACAAUACUUGUUGGCAUAUCAUCAGGAAUAUCUAGCUGAGACUUUGGCGUGCUUUCAUUUCUUUGAAAGUGAGAUUGGAAGUCAGGGUCUGGGAGAAUGGUGGGGACAACGACUGGAACGGGGCGUUACGGUCCAUUGGGACUUAAAUCGGCAUUUUCUUCAAGAAGCUAGAGGGCCGCAGUAUGCUCCUGUGUACAGCUCCUCUGAUGUUGUGUCGGCUGGGAAUUCAGACCUCGAAAGGGCCGUGGAGUAUGUGGAAUGGGCUACCCACGAACUGGAGGCCUAUGUGAUGCAAACUCAUGGGAUUCAGUCCUACGCGGCGAUCGAAUAUUAG
This is a messenger RNA of Aspergillus welwitschiae, 738 nucleotides long. RefSeq lists its product as uncharacterized. The transcript has a single exon. Bases 1 to 738 code for a protein of 245 amino acids. Lineage: Eukaryota; Fungi; Ascomycota; Eurotiomycetes; Eurotiales; Aspergillaceae. The record is from RefSeq and is a predicted model, not a curated record.